Molecule: messenger RNA, 3963 nt
Organism: Aspergillus glaucus CBS 516.65
Lineage: Eukaryota; Fungi; Ascomycota; Eurotiomycetes; Eurotiales; Aspergillaceae
Exons: 2
Coding region: 1-3963 (1320 amino acids)
Source: RefSeq, a predicted model, not a curated record
AUGGUCUUUCUACGCCUCACGGUCAAAAUCUACCCUCCCGAGCAAAUCCAGGCCAGCUCAUCUUUCUCCUUGCGCUCUAUCCUCAGCAGUGAUGAUGUCGCUCGUAACUCAUCGGGAGUGCCGGCUGGGAAGCCAGCGAGCUUCUUGCUCGUGUUGCAGAACCCGGAGGACGUGACGUUGGGUGGAUUGGCGAAGAUGAUUCAGGAAAAGUGGACAAAGUUACGUCCUAAUGUGGAACCCCUGCAGAUCAAGAAGAUGCUCGAUGACGACCAUGACACCGACGAUCUCGAUGUCGAUAUGACUGCGGCCGAUGUUUUUGUGGAUAGAGGUUUGGCUCAUAUCGAUGCUCGGGACCAGCGUGGUACUCUCCGUGUGAUUCAGAAACCUACGCCUUACUCGCCCGCGAGAUUUCCGUCUGUGACUUUGGAUUGGGACGCGGCGGCGGAGGAUUACGAGCGCAGGAUACAGGAUAAGAGGGAAGCGGCUGCGAACUCUGUACACAAGUUUCCUACGAUUGCUGAGGAGGACUCCCAGGCUGGGUCUGUGUCUGGCAGUCAGGACGACGAUCGACAACACAUGCCCACGCCAACUACUCCCGCUCACCAAACCGAUGAACUAGAACGUCGCCGGGACAUGCCUGUCUUGUCGGUUGAAAAAGAGCAUGAGAUUCCCGGAUCCCCUGCACGCUGGGACGAGCAACCACACGUGCAGGAGCAGGACUCACAAGACAACAAUGAGAAAACAAUCGAGGCAACACCACAACACAGACGGUUCGAGAGCCAGGAAUUGGGCGGUUCACCGACCCCGAUGCGUCCAUCUGCGCCUUCGUCCGAGAAGACGGCCGCCACAUCGCAGCCACGUGCUCCUGCGAGCAGAGGUCGUGCCGCGAAUCGUACGAUCAACAAGAUCACGUCUGAGUCGAAAUCCCCACCCCCGAGCAAAGGACAGCACCCAGCUGAGCAGACGCCACCGCUCCGUCACAAGACACAGUCUCUAACGCGGCGGCGUAUUUCCCAUUUAAUGAAGCCUAUUGAGGAUGAUGAAGACGAAGGCGAAGCCAACGAACAAGACAAUGGAAGACAGGAAGAAGAAGGUGGGGAGAAGGACAAUGGUGAUAAUGGAGAGGAGGGGAGUUUUGAUGAUGAUGGCGACGUUGCAAUGGACGACGGUGGGGAUACUUUUACUUCUGCUACGGAGGAAGCGCCUGAGCAAGACCUCGCAGAUGGCGAUGCUCCCGAAACGCGUCAAACCCGCCUUGGCAAGAGAAAGAAGAGCCAGGAAGAUUUGCAGUCAAACAAGGAGCCUCGACUCGACAGGGCCGGUACCCCAACCCAAGAGACUCCUGAACCUCGUAGUAGCAGCCCUUCUGCCAUGCGAAAGCGCGAAAGAGCACCCUCGUUUUCCGGGCCUGGUUGUCGUCCAAGCAUCACGGAACAACACUCGCUUCCAAGAUCGGGUCUUGGGCUGGGGAUUACGAAGAGUCCCCCGCGGAAGCAGCCGACCAAGCCUGACUUCUCAAACAAUUCGACAAAGGCCCCCAAGCUCGUUUUCGUGGACUCGACCAAGAACAGGGAGCAACCGUCGAGCCAGACAACUGUUACUGCCGCACCUGUGUCGUUCAGUAGCUCUCGCAAGUCGCUGACACAGAACGAUUCAACACCUGCCAAACCGCAGACCCCCGCUGACAAGGUUAAGUCGGCGCUGCGCAAAGAGGCGUCAACAGACAAGCGUCGCUCCGUUUCGUUUUCUGAGAAGAACAGCGUGUUUCCAGUUACUAAUGAUUCUCAGUCAAGAUUGCCUUCAGGCCCUGCAGCUAAAGAGCCAGAGAAGGCCAAGGACAAGACAUGGCAGGAAAAGCCACCGACUGCGGGCGUUACUGUAUACCCUGGAGGUGUCACUGCGGAGAAGCUUCAGCGGAUAUUCGAGGAACAACAGCGAGAAGCGGAAAAGAAAAAGCAGGAGCAAGAGGAGAUGGACCGAGAGAUGAGAGAAGCAGAAGCGCGCAAUGCAAGCCCUGAGUAUCUGGAACUUUUGGCGGAGAUUCAAAGAACUCGGGCGUAUAUCUCGGAAAACAAGAACAGUGGCCGUCAAAAGACCCAGAAACAGGUUACCAGCUAUCGUGCCAAAUUGGAUGCCCAGUUACGGGAGCUAGAGUACUUGAAAGCCAACCCGAACGGUCACUCCAAGACUCCGGAGAAAAGGAGGAAGAAGAAGAAACGUGCCUCGCAAGUUGCUGCUGAGGAGAGGAGCGAAGAGAUCAAUACCCCGUCGUCGACCGCCAAGGAGUCUGCGAAAAAGACAAAGGCAGCUCGUCGCGAAAGCUCCUCGAAACGAUCUCCUGCGAAAUCCCCUCCCAAGGAAACCGAAAGUGAAGAAGCGGCCCCUACCGAGACGACGAAUGGUGAUUCCGCACAGACCACGGAAGCUGAAGCUAGUCAGGAACCUGAAACGGCUCCUGCUGAAACUCCUUCGCAAUCUAAGCGCAAGGCAAGUCCUGCAGAUAAGGCUCAGAAUAAAGAGCCGGUUACUGCAUCGUCUAGGAGGACUCAUCGGUCUCGUCGUUCGUUGCGCGCGGUUGAUAAGGCUGAUGCGAUUGACAUAGAUCAGCCGGAGCCUCAACCUGAGCCUCAGCAGGAAAUGGAACAGGAGAAGGAGCCGGAGGAGCAGCAAGUGAACGGGCAAGAGAUGGAGACGGAAGAGGAGCCGGAACGAGAGCAGGAAGGGGAGCAGGGACAGGAGCCGCCGGAGGGCCCUGAGCCUGAACCGGAACCUCAGCCGCAAGACGAGGAAGAAGAUGGAGACAAAACGGAAGUGGGGCAGGAGCAGGGCCAAGAGAGGGAGCAGAUGGAAGCCCAACAAGAGCCCGAACCCGAGGCCGAGCCUGAAGCCGAACAGCAACUUGAGUCUGAGCAGCACGAACCCGAAAAGGAACUCGAGCCUGAGCAAGAACAGCAACCUGAGUCUGAGCCUGAGGUAGAGCAGGAAGCGGAACCUCAAUCGGAGCAGCAACCGCAAGAACCGGAGGAACCCGAAGAGCAGCCCCAAGAGCCAGAGAUGGUGCCAGAAACCUCUCAGCCCCAGCCUCAGGAGCCUCGGGAACCACAGCAAGCUAAGUCUGAGCAGCCUGAGCAACAAUCGCCACAAAAGCCACAAUCCCAGCAGUCUCGACUGUUGUCCCAGGAACAAUCACAGAGCUUUCCCAUGUCUGAUGAUGUGCAUUUGCCUGAAAUGGAGACGAUUCGUACUCUGGACCAAUCGAAGAAACCUGAAGAGCAGCCUGCACCGCAACCUACCCCCGAAGAACCGAAGCCAGCCUCGCCGGAACAAGGAAAAGACAAGGAAUCUUCUUCUGAGGACGAUGAUGAGACUGACUCCGAAACCGGCUCAGGCUCCGACUCCGACUCAGGGUCCGGCUCAAGGUCCGACGACGACGAAGAGCAAGGGCCAGAAUUAACCAAGGCUGAUCUACUCCGUCGCGCCAACAGCACCAACGGCGCCAACGGGACUAGCUCCGCGCGCAACAGCAUGACCAAAUCCCCCGCUCCCUCUCAGCAGCAACUACCGCAAUCCCAACCACUCCCGCAAAACCGCUACUCCUCACCCCGGGGCUCUUCGCAACCCCCCGCCCAAUCACAGCCUCAACCACACAUCCAACCCUUCCAAUCCGUCAACAAACUCUCGAGCGCGCGCGCGAGCCUUCAAGGCCUCAGGAACGUCAUUACCGCCCAGAAACAAAAUUACGACGCGCAGUUGCAGGAGGCGCGUAUGGCGACUGUUACCCGGAAGAAGGAUGUCUUCGACCCGCCGUCGGACAGCGAGUCGGAGGAUGAUAGCGAGAGCGACAGUGACAGCGACAGCGACAGCGACAGCGACAACAACAACAAUGAGAGUGGUGCAGACGAUGGGGAUAUCCAGUCGAGUGGGACCGUUGGGAAAUUGAGGAAGGCGUUGCAGAAGAAAUAG